AUGGUCAGUCAGGUCCGCCUAGCCAAAGUACUCGUCGAUGGUGGCAGCACCCUCGACAUCAUCUUCGCCAGCACGUUGGAGAGCAUGGGCUACGACAUGACUACCCUGGUGCCAUCCGACCAGUCCUUCUAUGGCAUCAUCCCCGGAGCUAGGUCGACUCCGAUCGGCCGGGUCACCCUGCCGGUCACCUUCGGCACCCGCAACUACCGCACCGAGUACGCCAACUUUGAGGUCGCCGAGUUCGAGACCUCCUUCCACACCAUCCUGGAAAGACCCUCCCUCGCCAAGUUUAAGGCGAUUCCCAACCACACAUAUCUUCUCUUGAAGAUGCCAGCUCCAAAGGGGGUGCUCUCGGUCUACGGAGAUCUGCAGACUUCCUACGCGUGCGAGGCCGAGAACAUCAAGCUCUCCGACACCCUGGAAUGA
This is a messenger RNA of Panicum virgatum (switchgrass), 426 nucleotides long. RefSeq lists its product as uncharacterized. The transcript has a single exon. The record is from RefSeq and is a predicted model, not a curated record. The coding region runs from base 1 to 426 and encodes 141 amino acids. NCBI's taxonomy places the organism in Eukaryota, Viridiplantae, Streptophyta, Magnoliopsida, Poales, Poaceae.